Molecule: messenger RNA, 651 nt
Organism: Microdochium trichocladiopsis
Lineage: Eukaryota; Fungi; Ascomycota; Sordariomycetes; Xylariales; Microdochiaceae
Exons: 1
Coding region: 1-651 (216 amino acids)
Source: RefSeq, a predicted model, not a curated record
AUGCCUGCAGCCAAGAGUUGCUUGAUUGCGACAAGCUUUGCCGAUCCUCACAUAAAGGCCAUGCGCCGUGUGGGGGCGCGCAAAUGGCAAAGGAACAAAGGACCCCAGCCCGAGAUUGCAGAUUCGGGCUGGGGGCAACCACGAUGGGCCUAUCAGCGCCCAGAAGCUCCGCUCAUGACUACCAUUGGACAACUAUUGGCCUCCCUCUACGGUGCUAGCGUCGGCAGCGCACUUGAUAUGGCUCCUCGUCUAGCCCCGAAUCGUGCGUCGACGUGGGCGGUCGCCCCUGGUUUGGCUGCUGCCCGACAGGACCCAAUCAUGCCCCCGGCUCUUCCUUGUUUCUGCGCUGCUCCAGGCGUGAUCUCUACCCACAGUCACGUCAGGACUCAUCGAUUCGUGCGGCAUACGACAAUCCUGGCCUGUCACAGGCCGCGUCACCCGGCACCCGGCACGGCGGCAUAUUUAUAUCUGGCGUGUUGCAAUCUGCUUACAGCAGGUCCUACACAAGGCCUCCACCUUGAGAGUGCCUGCACUGCACCUAUGCUGCUGGAUCCGGAAGGUAUGAUGGCCUCACGAGCGCCUCAAUGGCGUCAGCGACUUGAAAGCGACCUUCGCAACUCUACGGAGCAUCCCGCGCUUCGCAUCAUUUGA